This is a messenger RNA of Symbiodinium necroappetens, 2241 nucleotides long. Lineage: Eukaryota; Dinophyceae; Suessiales; Symbiodiniaceae. The record is from the annotation of a GenBank genome assembly.
AUGCAGUGUAUGUCACGGAGUGAGUGUGGCCUCAUUGAUGAGGAAGUUGACCAGAAGCAACUGCAGAAAGAGCGUGUGGCGAAAGUCGAGUCCGAUGUCUUUGAGCUCAGCGUUGGGCUGGUCAUCAUCUUCAGCACCGUCACCAUGACAUUGGAGGUUGACCAGGUAGAUCUGCCAAUGUUGAUCAACUUCUCGGAGAGCUUCUUAACGGCUUUCUUUCUCCAGGAAUGGAUCACCCGCGUGGCAGUCUAUGGCCUGCCCUGGUUCCGCUCUAUGGAGAACUUGCUGGACACCUUCAUCGUCUGGGUUCCUGGAGUGCUCACCGUAUGGUUCUUGCAGCCCAUUUUCUCCGGUUCAGCCGACUUCCUGACUCCGAGCCUUCCGGUCAUGCAAGAUCUCUGGCAGCUCGUUCGCGGGCUCCUGAAGAGUGGCGGCAGCGGGGAUGCAAUUGCUGGCACACUCGCCUCUGCAAUGACUCUUAUCGUCUUCACGCUGUUUGUUUUUGGCAUCGCAGCCGUUGAUCUGAUUGCCAGAGCCGACUACAGUGGUGCGGAAGAAGUCAUCGACUCGAAGGUGGCGCAGUCUCGCUUCUUUGGCCAGGGCCUUUGGUUUGCCAUGCUGACGUUGACAAGGUUCAUGCACGGUGAUGAUGCACAGGGCAUCAUGGAUGUUCUGUUGAAUUUGGUCACGGCCAUUAUUUGCAACGAGGCCUUCGAGACUUCAAAGGCUGAUGAGGCGGAUCUCGCCAGGUUGAAGCUUCAGAAAGAGCAGGAGAUGCGCGAGUUCAAGGACAUGUUCAUCGAGCUUGAUGAAGACGGGAGCGGACAGGUGACCCUGGACGAGUUCACCAAUGCGUUCGAAAUAGAUAGCAUCCGCAACAAGCUCAUCGUCAUGGGGCUCACCGAAGAUGCUUUGUUGCAGCUUUUCACCCUGUUGGAUACAGAUGGUGAGGGUGAGCUGAGCCUGGACGAGUUCAUGGGUGGUAUGCAGUCUCUCUCCGGCCUCGCAAAUGCCAAAGACAUGGUGAUAUUGACGAAGGGCUUGGAGAGAAUUGAAAAGCAAGUUAGCUUGCUGUUUCAGGGCUCCCUCUCGAGCGGCCUGCCCACUCAAGAGAUGCUCCAGAGCCAAAUGACCCAGGUCCGAGUAAAAAUCGAUGAUCGUUUUCGAAAAACGGAGACAUCUCUGAAGGACUUGACAAACCAGCUGCAGCGCAUCAGCGGAAGCAGUCAGGCGGCAACCCACAAAGGCACUGCCAAAGUCAAAGCGAAGAAGAAGGUCGCCAAGAUGCCGAAGGCAUCGAUAGUGACCUCGUCGUCAGGCAAGGCGGAACACCGAGGCAGAGGGUGGACUCCUGGGACCCUGGGGCCUGGCAAAAAGCCUCGGCCCGAUCAAGGGCUGGGCAGUGCUGGCCAUGCUAAGGACGAUGAUGCAGGCCAAAGCACGCCUGCUGGCCAGAAGGCCUCUUCCUCGAAAUCUUCGAAGCAAGGCAGUUCGGAUGCACUUCAACCAUUGAUCAGGAAAAUCGCUGACUUCGCUUCCCGCAGACGGUUGAACGACGCUGUCAGAACCUUUGAUCAGAUCGAAAAGCGAGGGCUCGAGCCGAGCGUGCAAGCCUAUGCAAGCCUGAUCAAUGCAUAUGUCAACAGUGGUGACAUGGCUGGAGCUGACUCAGCAUUUUCGCGGAUGCUGGCGGCCGGACUUCGGUCGAAUGUGGUGGUCUGCACUGCGUUGCUGAAGGGUUACUGUCGUUCUGGCGAUGUGCGGAAAGCACAGUCCGUGCUUGAGAAGAUGUCUGGCCAGGAGCCUCCGGUCAAGCCGGACUUACGCCUUGUCAACACGUUGCUUCGUGGCUGCGUCAGGGCCGGCGACCUUGUAAUAGCCGAGUCCGUGUUUCGGAGACUCCCUGAGUGGGAGCUGUCGCCAGAUGCUUCAUCUUGCUGCUUCAUGUCGACGUUGUUGGGCCAGGCCCUGCUGGUCAAGAAGGUUUCGGCGCUGCUGCGCUUGCCGGCCUUGGCUCCAGCUCCCGUCGCUCCAAGCGGAGGACCCGAAGGCGGACCGUCCGAGAAAUCGGAAGAAGCUUGCAGGUUUUGGCAGAAGGGAAAAUGCAAGAAAGGUGUUGCUUGUCCUUUCUUUCACGAUCCGGCAAUUGAGGUUGCACAGAGGGCUGCCCACGAACCAGAAAGGCUUGCUGCCGUGGCGUGCAUUGGCCUGGAUGAGGUGCGCCGAUAUCCAAGUGAGUGA